This is a messenger RNA of Solea solea (common sole), 2760 nucleotides long. RefSeq names its product sclerostin domain containing 1b (gene sostdc1b). The transcript is spliced from 2 exons. Gene Ontology annotation, biological process: negative regulation of BMP signaling pathway; negative regulation of Wnt signaling pathway. Lineage: Eukaryota; Metazoa; Chordata; Actinopteri; Pleuronectiformes; Soleidae. The record is from RefSeq and is a predicted model, not a curated record. The coding region runs from base 1 to 681 and encodes 226 amino acids. Gene Ontology annotation, molecular function: BMP binding.
AUGCUCCGUGCUGCCAGUGGACUCCAGCUCGUCACCUCCCCGCUCCUGCGGCUCCUGCGCCUCCAGCUGCUGCUGCUGCUGCUGAUGAUGAUGAUGGUGAGCAGGAGCAGCUCAGCUGUUCACAACGACGCCACAGAGUCCGUGAACCCGGAGCAGCAGCGGAUCAGCGCGGAAGAGACCGACACUGAAGACACGAACCAGGCGAGGAGCGGAGGGAGGAGGAACAGUGAUGCUCAUGUGCGCCCUGGUGCAGACCAGAGCCAGGUGGGCUGCAGGGAGCUGAGGUCCACCAAGUACAUCUCUGACGGUCAGUGCACCAGUGUGAACCCCAUCAAAGAGCUGGUGUGUGCCGGGGAGUGUCUGCCCGCUCACCUGCUGCCCAACUGGAUCGGGAGCGGCGGCUACACGGGCAGGUACUGGAGCCGCCGCGACACGCAGGAGUGGCGCUGCAUCAUCGACAGAACCAGGACCCAGCGGAUCCAGCUGCAGUGCCAGGACGGAAGCUCCAGGACGUACAAGAUCACGGUGGUGACCUCCUGCAAGUGCAAGCGCUACUCCAGGCAGCAGAACGACUCGGGGCACAAGGACACUUCUGUCCUCGGCGGGAAACAGAGGAAACUUCUGAGGAAGGCUGGACACCACGAAGACAAAGCAGGGAAACAACAGACGUCUGACGUCUGACGUCUGCUUCACCGUGAAGUCCGCUGGUGAAUUGCUGCAAAAACAAAUUAAACAAACCACAACGUUACAGAGCCAGACAUUAAAGUGAAUAGUGUAGAUUUAGAUCUGUAUCUGUAGCUUAAAGAGCAGCUAAGUUAGAGGAAAUGUAAAGAUAGAUAUUAAUGUCAUGUCCGACCUGGACUGAGGAAGUUUCUUAAAAAGAGUGAAGGCAGAAAUUAAAAGCUUUAUUUGCAUUUUUCACAUCACAUUUUAUACAUUACACAUUUCUUAUUACUUAUGGUUACAUGUAUCACAUAUAUACAGCUAUAUAUACACAGUUUGUUUGUUCAGUUGUAUUUGAACAUUAUCAAAUAAAUAACAAUGCAAAGCUUCAGAGAAACGUUCAAAACACCAGAAGAUAAACUACAAUACAUUUAACAUCAUUAUCUGUAGAACAGUGUAAUGUUCUUAUAGUUUGAGUGGAGCGGGCCGCAAGUUUGAGACCUCUGCAGUAAACCAAAAUAUCUUUGGUUUGUAGACAAAAAACACAAAAUAUUUACGUUUGAGGGUUUUUGAGGUUUGGGAACUGACUCAGCUUCACCUACAGCUGUCGGUCGUUGCAUGUUAUUACUGUUAAUCCCUCAUAUAAUCUUCAUUUACGUGUGGAUUUUUACAUUUUUGCACUUCCUGUGUUUACACAAAGCCAGACGAGCCACAUCCUGACUGAACAUGUCGAUUUAAAUUUUAAUUAGUCACGAGGGACAUUUUGUAAAAGGGACACGAAGUGGGCUCUUAUCUGAUCUGUUAGUGGCCAACUUUAUCUCCCAAAACGGACUGUAGUUAAUCAACGCUGUUCGUCACGUCACUGUCAGCUGACAUAUUUGACAUAUUUAGCAUAAAUUCCUUCUGAACAUAAUUCGCUCUAACGACACGACUUGUAUAAAUCAUUUCUAUUUGUUGACUGUUGUUGUAUAUACUGUAAUGCUCUCGUUUUUAUGCUCUACCUCAUUUAAACCAUUCACUUUUGUACACGCUUAGUCUGAAACUGCUUUAGCAACAACAGUGGAACCAAACACACACAAACACAAAAGUACACAAAAGACAAAAGUAUUGGGACACGUGACCCUGACACCAACAGAGACUGGAAUGACAUAUAUUCAAAUACAUGUACAGUACUUUAAUAUGGAGUGUGUGCCCCUCUUUGCAGACUUGGAAGGUUUUAAAGUGUUUCUAUGGGAAUUUGUGUUCAUUCAUUCUGUCGAGCAUUGAUGAGGUCAGACACUGAUGUUGGACGAGAAGGACUAGCCCCUUUUCCACCAACAUUUCCAGAAAGUCAUUUACCCGGGGAAAAGAAUUCCCAGUAAUCUGUGCAGUUCACGUUUACACUGCACCUCAAAGUUCCAGAAAAGGUUUCUCCUUCUUUUAAAAGGUUGUUUUUAAACACACAGCCCCGCCCCCUCCAGAGUUCCCAGUUAUCUGAAAUGUCCUUAGUCACAAGUAGGUACUUCUUUUUUUCCCUCUUGAUUAUUUUGAUAAUCCUGAGUUUGGGUAAUCCCUGUCCCAGUUCAUCUCAAAGGUGCGCGAUGGUCAGUUUGAGGUCAGGGCUCCAGGUGUGCACCAGUCAAGUUCUUCCACACCAAACUUAAAGUCAAACCAUGUCUUUAAAGUCGUUGCUUUGUGCACUGGGAUGUCACAGUCAUGUAGGAAUAGACAAGGAGCUUCCUUAAAGAUUAAUUGGAGAUAAGGGACCUAAAAAGCCAGCGAAACAUCCGGUGUGUCCAAAUACUUUUGUCCAUGUUGUGUAAAGAAAGGCCAGGACGGCUGUAAAGUUUGGUGUACAUACUGUAGCAGUUAGUUUUGUCGAAAACAUAUUUGUCAUAUAAGCAACAUAAUGUUAGCAGGAUGUUUUUUAUAAAUGUGAAGUUAGAUGAACAGCGUAUGUUGUCGUGCUUAGAUCACCUACUGUAUCGUCUAGGUGGGUAAGGUUUUUAUGGGUAUUUUUGUAUUUUUCUUUUGUAAUUUAUUUUUGUACCAGAACAGUUAAAAAGUGUGUUUGUAUAUUUUUUGGUAUGAAAUAAAAAUAGUUGAUGAAAACACGGG